AUGGGGCGAAGGGAGUUUGACUUCGUGUACUUGGAGGCGAUGUGCGGCCGAGCUGCUGUGGAAUACUGGCGCCAACUUAUUGAGGAGGCGAAGAACUUCAAGGAGACACAGACCUGCCAGCAGACGCAGACGGAGACACAGACCUGCCAGCAGACGCAGACGGAGACACAGACCUGCCAGCAGACGCAGACGGAGACACAGACCUGCCAGCAGACGCAGAUGGAGACACAGACCUGCCAGAAGCAGCGGAGAGCGCAGCUCAGGCCGCUUUGGAGCAGAAAGAGGCGGAGGAUCAGCCGACGGAGGCCGCCCAGCAAUUGGCCGAGGACCUCGAAAGCCGCCAGGAGAAGGAGACGGAAGCGGAUCUUGAGGCAGAGCGCACACAACGAGCGCUGGAGGACUGUCCAGCCAAGAGAGCAGAGGAGAAGUUCGUCGUCAAGAACACGUUUCUGGAGCUGGAGAGCGAGCAGGGCCCCAGACAGCUCCGCCAGAGCUGCGGCCGACGUGCAGAACGCCGUGAACGGCCAUGUGAACGCCGUGACUGGCGCUGUGGUCGACGCGCAGGCCGUGGCUGGCCAGCUGAGUGGCGUCCAGGAGCGAGAGAAGCUCAGGGCAGCCAUGAGGCUGCUCCAAGAAGAGCGGGCCAGAGCCGCAGCCGCAGAGGACAGCGCCGCCAGAGCUGCGGCCGACGUGCAGAACGCCGUGAACGGCCAUGUGAACGCCGUGACUGGCGCUGUGGUCGACGCGCAGGCCGUGGCUGGCCAGCUGAGUGGCGUCCAGGAGCGAGAGAAGCUCAGGGCAGCCAUGAGGCUGCUCCAAGAAGAGCGGGCCAGAGCCGCAGCCGCAGAGGACAGCGCCGCCAGAGCUGCGGCCGACGUGCAGAACGCCGUGAACGGCCAUGUGAACGCCGUGACUGGCGCUGUGGUCGACGCGCAGGCCGUGGCUGGCCAGCUGAGUGGCGUCCAGGAGCGAGAGAAGCUCAGGGCAGUCAUGAGGCUGCUCCAAGAAGAGCGGGCCAGAGCCGCAGCCGCAGAGGCAGCCGCUGCUGGCGCAAACUAUCGACGGCAGCGAGGAGCCUGGCGGUGGCGAUGA
Molecule: messenger RNA, 1092 nt
Organism: Effrenium voratum
Lineage: Eukaryota; Dinophyceae; Suessiales; Symbiodiniaceae
Source: the annotation of a GenBank genome assembly